Molecule: messenger RNA, 2166 nt
Organism: Macrobrachium nipponense
Lineage: Eukaryota; Metazoa; Arthropoda; Malacostraca; Decapoda; Palaemonidae
Product: perlucin-like protein
Exons: 6
Coding region: 78-698 (206 amino acids)
Source: RefSeq, a predicted model, not a curated record
AAUUCAAACUUCAGAGAGAGGACGAACGCCAUUAAAGCAAGUAGUACUACUAAGCUCACAUCUCAUACUCUACAGAGAUGCAGUGUUCGAGCACGGCCGUUGCUUCUUGCUUGCGUCUGCUUGCGACCAUUUUUCUCCUUCUUGCAAUGGCUGGUCGCUGCCACUCGCAGCAAAUGGAUCAUAUUCAGCUCAGCAGGAUUUCAGGCUCCAUCGAAGACCUGACUCACGUGGUACAAGAGCUUUCGGAGAACGUCACCUCAGAAAUCAGGAAAAUUUUCAACUUAUUGGCCAUAGAUCCUCUUUACUGUGAAAACGGUUGGCUGAAGCUGAGAUCCUCCUGUUACUUCGUUGGCAAAGACACCAGCAACUGGGAACGGAGCCGUCAGAAAUGCUUAGCCUUGGAUUCCGACUUGGUCAAAAUCACUCGCGAUGAGGAGUACAACUUCCUCCGUGAUCUUGCAAAAGGUCACAACACCUAUGUGGGACUGAGUGACCUGCAGGAAAAGGGGAUCUACAGAUGGGUUGCAGAUGACACCAUCCACCAAAUCGUUGAAUCAUGGUGGGCUGUAAACGAGCCAAGUGGCUCACCAGGAGAAAACUGUAUCCAUUUCUAUGUUGUCAGCGACGAUCGCUUCAAUGAUAUCAAUUGUGGCGAUGAGUUAAGAUAUAUCUGCGAGAAACCUGCCCAAAGGGCUUGAAACUCUGCUUCAGUGCCAGAAUAAGAAAUGCCCACAGACAAUGAAAUGGAAUAUGCAUUAGGACUAAGAUUCCUUCCAAGUGUCUACAUAAAGUGAAAUUGCCUGCUUUUUGUGUGCUUGUAUUUCUUAAGCUGUAUUCUGUUGAACAACUCCAUAGUUCAUGUUAACAUUCUUCAAUUAACAGUAAUAUACGGACAAUGUUUAGGUUUUACUCACAAACUGAUAUACUUUACCUGUUUUAGAAAGGGGUCCUUCUGGCUACAAGCCACCCUCCACAGUAGUUUUCAUGUGAAAUGUAAGUACAGGCAGUUCCCGGAUUGUCUUAAGCCGGAACAUCAUCAAAAAUCCUAAGAAAACCUUACUUUUAAUGCUUUGGGUGCAUUGAAAACUAUGUAAACUGCAUUCUUAUUGCAUUUUUCAUAAAAAAAACUUCAAAUAUUGAUUAUUUUGCAUUUUUGGUGUUAUAUUUCUUCUGCCAGAUGAGCAUUGUAGGUGUUGUAACCCUGGAAAUAAUUUUUGAUUAAUAUAAUUGAAAAGCACCUUAACCCAGGAACGUCGUAAACCGAACCUGUCAUGACCCGGGGACUGCCUUUAUAAAACUAUCUGAUACCCAUUUGGCAAGAGAACUGAAGUGCUCUGUGAACCAAGUUUCUUUCCAAGUAGUUGCUCUGUGAUGUCUUACUCUCUCUCUCCAGGUGAGCACAAUCUCAGUCUUACAGGAAAGUGGUUUUGUCAUCUCAAUAAAUAUGGUUGAACUGAUUCGAAAUGGGGUGGACUCUCUCUCAUCAGAUACUUAAGUCUUUGUGUUUCUGUAAAGUGCUAUAAUUCCCUAGAUUACACUAAAAAUAAUACAAGUAUUUUCAAGAUGCAUUUUUAAAAUAAUACCUUACACAACUGUGCAUACUUAGGUUCCCAUUCUCUUUCAUAGGGGAUGUCUCCUUCAAUUGGACGAGCAGACUUCAUCCUGUAUCCCACAGGCAGCCUGUAACCAAUUUCUGGUUCAUUGCUUGCUUGGAACAUUUUCAGAUAUCUUUGUAUUAUGCGUGCAUGCUGCAAUGCAGAAGUUACCCAAGCAAAUUUGCAACAAAACAUUCCUGUUGUUAGAGAUAGAAAACUACAUUUUGAAUUCCCUACUAAAACAGGCAAGCAAUACUCCAUUGAGAGACAAAAUUUCCUAAAAUCUGUGAAAAAAAUCAGUCAUGGAUCAGGGAAAUAUACUGCAUGCUCAACUACAGUAGCUCUUUUAUCUCAUUGCUUUCCAAUAUACCUCUAUGUUUUUUCACUAACACUACUUCAAGACUAAGGCCAGACAUGCAAAUCAUAUUUAGUAUUCUAAUUUCAUACUCUAAGUACCAUCCUGCAUUUAUGUAACAUCUCACCCAUCAAAAUUAAUAUCUUAAAAGAUAAGAACUACAUUUGCAACAUUAUUGAUCAGAUAUAUAAAUAAAAUUUGACUCAGUUAAACUUC